AUGGCUGGAAAUUACAGAUUUGAAUUGGAUCAGGAAGACAUAGUGAGAUCAUUGAUCACUACAGUGGGAAGUUUUAUUCAAGACAGGCUUAUAAAUAAAGAAGAAAGAAAUCUGCAGAAGGAACAUUGUGCUGAGAGGCUUGCAGCAGAGGAUGGAGGUCCUGAUAAAGAUACCGAAGUUCGGUACUCUGAUCAAGCAGUUCUAGCUAAUCUUGAUUGGGGAAUUGAAGCACUUGAAGAAGCAAUCAGCACAUCAAACCUGGAGACUAAAAUGGCCAGAUUAGAUUACGCCGAAAAGAUGUUACAAGUUUGUGCUAUGCUGAAUACUAGUGAGAAAACUGCAGGCGUUCCAAACUUUUAUUUGUCUGCUUGGGCACAUUUGAAUCUUUCCUACCUGUGGAAGCUGAGAAACAAUGCUCAGAAUGCGGUUCUUCACAUCUUGGACAUGUUUGCUAUUGACCCUUUUUUUUCAAGAAUUGAUUUUGCUCCUGAGCUGUGGAAAUCGUUGUUUCUUCCACAUAUGAGCUCCAUUGUUGGAUGGUAUUCUGAAGGAAGGCAUAGGAUCGUGAUGGAUGUGAUUCCUGAUUCAAAUGACUUGUCUUUCACGGUUGAUUUCGAUCAAUACUUCAACGAAUCGCUUAUCAUGUCCGUCAGGCCUGAUCAAGCUGAAAAAAUGCAAGAACUGGAGAAUCUUUACAGGGAAUCUCUGGAUGAGAACACCAGGCUUUAUGCAAAGUAUUAUCAGGAUUGUAUCAACUAUGAUUCUGCCACAACCAAGAAGGCCAUUCCUAUGCUGCCAAUUGCUGAGCCACCAAUGACUCCUCUGCAUGAGGUUAGCCGUAAGAUUCCUGAUUAUGUAAAAUUUGGGCCGAUAUUGCCCAAGACUGCAGGAUUUUCGCCCGUCUUGAAAGGUCAAGAUGAUACUAGGGAAGCAUCAAGAUCAAAUUUAGCUGCUUCUUGCUCUGAGAACUCAGAUGACUUUCCUGUUUGGGAUGCCACACAAGGAAUUCCUGAGGAAGAAGAAGAGGAGGAAGAAGGAUAUGAUAAUUACGAACCCAAGCCAUUGAUGGCAUCCAAACACAUCAGAAACGUGAAAGCUGCAUCUUCUUACAGCAGCAUUGGAUCAAACAAAGAUGCAGAAGAUAGUCCAAGAAUGUACAAAACUGGAGUCAGGAGUCAAAGCCGAACGCCUGUGGAUUCUCCCAGAAAGAAGGAAUCAUCUCCCAGGAUGACAGCCAAAAAUGUUAGUAGACAGGAAAAAACUACAUCAUUACUGCGAUUAGCCUCGACUCGAACCAAGGAUGCAAUAGUCCCUAUCCAUGCAUCUUUAUCUGACUCUCCAAGCUCAUUUAGGGAUGGUAACAUCAAUUCUGCUGACUUUGAUGAUGAUCUAGAAGAGCAGCAAAGUUUCGGGAGGUUUAGUCGAAGGGACAGUCCACCCAUGGAGAAAAGCUUCUCAAAUGAAAGUGAUGAUGGAAACCAUAGCUGCAUCUCAUUGCCAUUAUCUGAAAAGCAAACUCCUGGAUCCAGGCCACCAAAAGAUUUUGUCUGCCCCAUAACUGGACAGAUAUUCAAUGAUCCUGUCACCCUUGAAACAGGACAGACUUAUGAAAGAAGAGCCAUUCAGGAAUGGAUAGAUAGAGGUAAUGUAACCUGCCCCAUUACCAGGCAACCUCUCUCAGCCACUGAACUUCCGAAAACAAACUAUGUUCUGAAAAGACUAAUUACCUCUUGGAAAGAACAGCAUCCUGGUCUUGAUCAAGAAUUGUCCUAUGCUGAAACCCCAAGAAGUAAUUCAAGCAUUUCUAGCCAUCAAAGUCGAAGGAGAAUGGAAAACGACACAGAAAGUUUACCGCGGAGAUCUAUUAGGCGGGUUGCUUCUGUGUCUACAUCACCAACCAGUGUGUUAUCAGAAGCUGCUGUUGAAACUGUUAUCAAUGCAAUGAGACCUCACAUCUCAUGUCUUUGUGAUUCUGAGAAUCUCCAAGAAUGCGAAGCAGCAGUUUUAACCAUAACUCGGAUAUGGAUUGACUCGAAGGUUGAAUCAGGGAUUCAUGCUUAUAUGUCUUCUCAAACAAUAGUGAAUGGCUUUAUAGAGAUUUUAUCCGCUUCUUUGAACCGGGAAGUCCUAAGAGCAACGAUUUAUAUCCUGUCACAGCUAAUCUGUAGUGAGUAUGAUAGUGUUGGAGACAUUCUCAACAGCAUGGACUCAGAAUUUUUUGAUUGCCUUGCUACUUUACUGAAAAAUGGCCUAGCUGAAGCAGCAAUACUUAUAUACCUACUAAGGCCAUCAUUUUCACAACUAUUUUCACAAAAUCUUAUCCCUUCUCUUAUCCAGUUAAUUUCCAUCAAAAGCGAGGACCGCAAUCGCACUGAUUUUCAAUUUGUAAUAGCGGCUAAAGAUGCUGCACUAGUUUUGCUUGAGCAGAUUAUAACUGGAGGAGAUGAGAGAACCAUUUUGACAAGUACUAUGGAGAUUGUAUCCUCUGGGUCAACUCCUGCCUUCCUGAAAUGCCUAGAUAGGGUAGAUGGAAGACAAUCCUGUGUGUUAAUCCUUUUGUGUUGCAUUCGGGCUGAUCAUGAAUGCAAGAAUCUAGUUGCAACCAGGAUUGAAUUGUCUCCUGUGCUUGAAAUGUUCCAUGCUGGAAAUGACAGCAUCCGAGGGACUUGCAUUGAGUUCAUCUAUGAAUUGGUGCAACUGAACAGGAGAAUAUUAUGCAACCAGAUUCUACAAAAAAUUAAAGAUGAAGGAACAUUUAGCACCAUGCACACGCUACUUGUCUAUUUACAGAUGGCUCCCAUGGAACAGAAACCUGCCACUGCUUCCCUACUUCUACAGUUGGAUCUCCUGGUCGAACCUCGGAAAAUGAGUAUCUACAGAGAAGAGGCAAUUGAGGUAUUAAUAGAAGCACUUCGCAGAAAGGAAUUUCCGGCUUCACAGGUUGCAGCUUUAGAUGUCAUAUCAUCCCUUCCAGGCCAUAUAAGCAAAUCAGGGAAGUCCUCCAUUGAAGCCUGGUUGCUUAAGCUUGCAGGGUUUGAUCAGCCUUAUAACACAUUGGUUAAGGGAGAAAAGAUAACAACUUCAGAGAGUGUUUUCAUUGAAUCUGAAUCUGUGGAGGACGAGCGAAAGGCUGUUAGAGCUUGGGAGAGGAGAAUGGCGUUUGUGAUAUGCAAUCAUGAAAAGGGAUCCAUUUUCAAAGCCCUGGAGGAAUGCUUGAACAACAGCAAUUCUUUAGAGAUAGCAAAAUCCUGUCUUGUCGUUGGGACGUGGCUUGUACAUAUGCUUUUCAAAUUUCCAGACACCGGGACAAGAGAUGUUGCUCGUAAAUGCUUGCUUGAUCAGUUCAUUAAUGUACUACAGUCAUCAAAAAGCCUGGAGGAAAAAAUCCUGGCAACACUUGCUUUGAGAGGAUUUAUCAAUGAUCCAGGUGCACUAAAUGAUAUGGGACCCCAUGCUAAAAACCUGUACAAAACAUUAAGGAAGCUUAAAUGCAACGCCGUAUUGGUUGAUGACUUGCUCAAGGCCUUGAUAAACUUGCCCUCAAUUGAUGCUGCCGAGUUAUGGUGCUAUGUAGAUGGCCCAGAGUUAAAUGCAUCCGUGAAUGGUGAAGUUCUUUCUAUGCUUCAUGUCAGAGGUCGCCUAAUAAGCAGCCAUUCUGAUGGAACAAUCAAUGUGUGGGAUACAGGAAGGAAGAAUCCUCGAUUGAUCCAAGAAGUUCGGCAGCAUACAAAAGCUGUAACUUGUUUAUGCCUUUCACCAUCCGGUACCAAAAUGUUCAGUGGCUCCCUGGACAAAACAAUUCGGAUAUGGGCAAUCAAGCAGGAAGAAAUUCACUGUGUACAAAUCCAUGAUGUUAAAGAACCUGUACUAGGAUUGUCAGCCAAUAGCAGCUUCGCUUGUUUUUUCUCUCAGACAACUGGAGUUAAGGUAUACAGUUGGUCAGGGGCUCCUAAGCAUGUAAACUUCAACAAGAAUGUGAAAUGUGUUUCCUUGCUAGGGGAUAAACUUUAUUGUGGUUGCACCAACUAUAGCCUACAGGAGGUAGACAUUGGAACACUUUCAUCGACUGUAUUUUACGCGGGUACAAGGAAGCUGUUAGGGAAACAGACCAUAUAUUCAGUCGAAAUCAACGGAGGUCUUCUCAUUGCUGGUGGUUCCUCCGUUGAUGGGAUAGCCGGAAAGGUGUUCACUGUCCCAAGCAAAUCAGCCGUUGGAACUCUGUCGACUACUUUUGACAUACAGAAUAUAACGUCCAACAAUGACUUCAUAUUCACGGCUUCAAAAUGCGGGAUAAUUGAAGUGUGGCUGAAAGGACGAGUAACGAAAAUUGGUUGCAUUAGAAUGCCUGGAGGAAACACUACAAAGCUGUUGUCUGUAGCUUCUGAUAUUGAUGGACAAAUGCUUUUUGCCGGUUCCUCCGAAGGCAAAAUACAGGUUUGGCUUCUGAACUGA
Molecule: messenger RNA, 4452 nt
Organism: Oldenlandia corymbosa var. corymbosa
Lineage: Eukaryota; Viridiplantae; Streptophyta; Magnoliopsida; Gentianales; Rubiaceae
Source: the annotation of a GenBank genome assembly